AUUAUCAUGGACAGAUGGCCUUUUCCAAGAGAUCCAACGUGGGAUGAUAUGAUGCGAGAUUUUAAUCGAUUUAAAAGCGGCAUAAAACCAUACUGGAGAGAAGCUGAUCACUCUGUAAUGCAUGUGGGAGAGGAAGCUAUCAAUGACGACAAGAAGUUUGCCAUCACACUAGACGUGUCACAUUUCCGACCAGAAGAGCUGAACGUUCACCUUGAUGGAAGAGAACUCAUUGUUGAAGGAAAGCACUCUCGUCGAGACGGGGCCAGUUCCAUGGAAAAAUCCUUCGUUCGAAAAUGGACGAUUCCCAGCGAUGUCAGUCUGGAUGCAAUUCAUUCAAGGCUCAGCGCAAAGGGGCACCUGUCUGUCGAGGCCCCCAAGGAAGUUGCACAGAUCCCACAGAAGAGGAUAAUUCCUAUCGUGUCCAUAGCGGCUCAUAUGAUUGUAAUUGUGCCCUGA
Molecule: messenger RNA, 456 nt
Organism: Haemonchus placei
Lineage: Eukaryota; Metazoa; Nematoda; Chromadorea; Rhabditida; Trichostrongylidae
Source: the annotation of a GenBank genome assembly